Scleropages formosus (Asian bonytongue) is the source of this 1764-nucleotide messenger RNA. RefSeq names its product transmembrane protein 109. The record is from RefSeq and is a predicted model, not a curated record. Bases 945 to 1703 code for a protein of 252 amino acids. The transcript has 4 exons. NCBI's taxonomy places the organism in Eukaryota, Metazoa, Chordata, Actinopteri, Osteoglossiformes, Osteoglossidae. Gene Ontology annotation, biological process: cellular response to gamma radiation; intrinsic apoptotic signaling pathway in response to DNA damage by p53 class mediator.
UGCACUUUUCCAGCCUACUCCUGUCCAAAACCACACGUUAACGUUUGGCUCUCGAGAAGUUCAGAAAAUGAGCCGGAGUCUUGGGAGAGGGGCGGGGCGGGACGGGACGGCUUUAGGAGUCCCUUGGCGCAGCGCACCGUCACCACCGGGUCGCUACAGACAGGACGGUGAUUGUGAAGCCGCAGCCUUGUUGUACCGAGCGCGCGCGACUCUCCCGAGUCUUCCAAGUGUCCGGGAGCCGCAGGAUUUCCACCUUUCCGUCCGGCGCGAGCUUGGAUCACAUCGCUACAGUUUUUAUUCUGUUUUUUUAACACGGCGAAGCCGGAGGUUCAUGCUAAAAGGAUCCUCGUCUUUCCACUUCGCUAUAAUUCUGUGCUGCUUGUUUUACACGAAUCGCACAAGUACGUCAGGCUCUAUUCCUGUUGAGCUCCAAAUAUAGCUGGAGCAGAGCCAACUACUGUACUCUCGGGGUGACUAGUCUGCCAAACAAAGUAUACAUUGAUUAAAUAUCACCGAUUUGGUGCAAAGGUCUCUUCUUUAAGUCGCAGCUGUUCUCUAACCUCUCGAAAUGUCGAUUUUUGUAGUUGGGUUUUAAACCGCGUCUGUCACGUGUGGUUUUCUGCGCGGUGUGUGUCACUGUGUGUGGGGGCAGUUAGUGUUAAGUUGAUCUGUCCUGGGCACUCGGAGCUCUCCGUCCCGCUGUUACUAAUAAUACAUUACAUCAGUAUAACGGAGUCAUUCGCCUUACUUUUAGUCCUUUGCUUCUCACUGAGUGAAAACUUUUUGUAAUCUGCCUGCUGUGUAGUGUUAUUAACGCGCAGUAGAUCGUUGUGUAUUUUGAGAAAUAUUAAUUAAUAUUUGGGAGUCGACGUUUUCACGGUAAACUUGUCAGUGUCGCAUAAGAACGUUUUUUUGUAGUAAAAGCGUGUCCGCUGCGGGCUGAAAUGUCCUCCCGUCUCCGGCUGUGGGCGUCCGUGCUGCUCGCGCUCUGCGCGCUCGUGCGCCAGACUGCUUCUGAUUAUGGCCCCGGGUCCAGUUCCAGUUCCGGUUCCGGUCCCGUAAACUCGGACGGAGUGCUGGCCGAGGUUCGGAGCGCGCUCACGGAGUUGUGCGAGAGCGCGCACCGGUACGUGGUGUCCGUCGUCGGGAAGCAGACGGUUGAAAGAACGGUGGAGAAUGCACAGUUGUGCCUCGACUCCCUUCCUGGCCACGAUAAAGUGCAAACGGUGUUAGAGUGCAUUCAAGUGGCAAUCAGGUUUCUGUCAGAGGGAGCAGCCAGUGGACUGAAUGUGAUCGCUGUGUAUGUCACUGAGAUCCUGAGAGCGACGGGAAUAAACGUCCAGCUGCCCUUUCCUCAUUUCACACCGGAAGGCGUGGCCUCGGUGGCUCAGUGGGCUCUGCUGGCACUGACUGGCUACUGGCUCCUGUCCCUCAUCCUCCGAUUGGCCUUCUUGCUAAUUAGGCGGGUGCUGUGGCUGUUGAAACUGUGCGUGGCACUGUGGUUAUUCGUGCUCAUCGUAAGCGACACCAGCGCCAGUACAGACAUCACGGCAUGGAGACUGGCGUGCCUGGUGGUCGCCUGUGUUCUGCUCGGGCUGGGCCGAGUCAGGACCGAAGGAGACCGGUCCAGUCACCUGGAGGGCCGCCUGAAAAGCUUCGAGGGACGGCUGCGGGAGGUGGAACGCAGGAGAAAAAGGGACUAAAUGCACGCAGAAGGGGAGUUGUGUCACUGUAUUUGACAAUCUGUAAUAAAAUAAUCGUUGU